This is a messenger RNA of Peronospora matthiolae, 651 nucleotides long. The record is from the annotation of a GenBank genome assembly. Lineage: Eukaryota; Oomycota; Peronosporomycetes; Peronosporales; Peronosporaceae.
AUGUGCGAAGGGAUUGACAACCUGAAAUCCCUUUACGACCGUGCCGGGAAGACUUUCUCCGGAGUUCCUUCUGCGACACAGAAUGUGCCGCGUCGUACUGCUCAACCAGACCCAGUACGUCGAUCAUCAGUUGGGAGCGGGGCUCCCAAGAAUCCCAGGACGGGGGAUAGCCGCGCCACCGGACGAGAUAACUCGUCCGACGUCCUUUCACGUCGCGGUGGUUCAACAGCUGCUCAACUAGAUAGCGCUGACCACCGCGAGAGUCCUCUAAUGGAGGUGGAGGAGGAGGAAAGAUGCUCUCCACACGAUCAUGUGGAUCGGUGUGUUCCCGAGAGCUUCUUUGAUCGCGUAACGCAAGGGUUACGCGACGAUCUCGAACAUGAGCGGAAUAGGCGUCUCCAAAUGGCGGACACUGCCUCGAAGCAUCCAUCUGAGCUUGCCUUUGCUCAGCUCGAGAACGAGAGAUCUCUGAAAUCUCUUCGUGACGAGCUAAGGGUAGCUCGUGGGAUUGUUGAUCGGUCUCGGGAUGAGAUAACUGCUCCUCGGACCCUUGUUGAUGUCCACCAUCGGGAGCACAAGGCUCUCUGCGAGAUGCUUGAGCGCAAGGGCGUUCUUCAUCGGAAGAAGCAGCGUACUGAUGGUACGGCUUAA